Molecule: messenger RNA, 2392 nt
Organism: Diospyros lotus (date-plum)
Lineage: Eukaryota; Viridiplantae; Streptophyta; Magnoliopsida; Ericales; Ebenaceae
Exons: 5
Coding region: 793-2148 (451 amino acids)
Biological process (GO): lipid catabolic process
Source: RefSeq, a predicted model, not a curated record
CAUGGAUGGCUAUCAGUCACUGCGCACGAGUAUAUUCCAGAAUCCACCACGACAAAAUCCAAAGAAAUUGCAAUAAGAACCAAACCAAAACCAUCUGGGUUUGCUUUGAGUUUGACUCGCCGGUAGCCCCCAAAAUUUCCAUCUCAUCUUCCCCUCCUGUCAAUUCAAUUCCUCCCAGUCAUUAUUGUCUCGUCGAGCUGUUCACAACUCAGCAGGGCAACAAACUAAACCAGUUGUGGGUUUUCCUCAAUUUCUCUGAUCAAAACAGCAAACCGGUACUCGGGUUCUGAUUUUUCUUUCUUUUGGAUUGUUGGAACCAUUUGUUGUUUUAGGACAAACCUUCGUGGUAGACAGCCCAGAUCGUUUCUGAAUGUGGUAGUGCAGUUCAUACAAUCGCCCUGUUCUUUCUCGUGAUCUUGCAGUUGUUGUUUUAUUUUACACCCAAUUUUGACGUUUUGACCUGAUAUUCUCUCCUACGCCAGUCAUUUGUUGUGAAUUUAUUUAUAUACUGUAACAUUGAAUUGAUUAUACAAUUGUAAUUAGUUGGAUUAUUCGUCUAGUUCUUUUGCCAGUUGGGUUUUAGUAUUAUUCUUCAAACCCUACUCAAGAAACAUAUUUCCUGCUACUUGAAGUUACUGUAUUUUCCCCACCCAUCUGGAAUUUCAAGUACCAUUUGGUAUAUCACCAUUAUAUAUUGUUUCUUCUCUUGAAACUACUGUAUUUAGUGGAAAAUAUUUUUGCUUAAAAUCCCGCCAUUGUGUUUUUAUUAAUUUGCUCAGAUCUUAGGCAACAAUGUCAAUCAUAUGUGGUCUCCCUCUCCUCGAGUGUGUUUACUGUCUUGCUUGUGCCCGUUGGGCGUGGAAACGCUGCCUCCUCACGGCAGGCCAUGACAGUGAGAACUGGGGCCUUGCAACUCCUGAUGAAUUUAAGCCUGUCCCGAGGCUUUGCAAAUAUAUACUGGCUGUUUAUGAAGAUGACCUUAGGCACCCCCUUUGGGAGCCUGAAGGAGGCUAUGGAAUUAACCCAGACCCAGAUUGGUUAAUUUUGAAAAGGACUUAUGAAGAUACCCAAGGACGUGCCCCUCCUUACUUGCUAUAUCUUGAUCACGGCCAUGCCGAUAUAGUUCUUACCAUUAGGGGCCUUAAUUUGGCCAAGGAGAGUGAUUAUGCUGUUCUACUGGAUAACAGGCUGGGCAAAAGGAAAUUUGAUGGGGGUUAUGUACACAAUGGUUUAUUAAAAGCAGCUGAAUGGGUUUUGGAUAAGGAAUGUGACACACUGAAGGAAUUAAUGGGGAAGUAUCCAAAAUAUACUUUAACUUUUGCGGGGCAUUCACUUGGCUCAGGUGUGGCAGCAUUAUUGACAAUGGCGGUGCUAAAUUAUGGUAGACUGGGAACUAUUGAUAGGAGGAGGGUCAGGUGUUAUGCUAUUGCACCAACCAGAUGUAUGUCACUGAAUUUGGCAGUGAGGUAUGCCGAUGUCAUCAACUCGGUUGUGCUUCAGGAUGACUUCUUGCCUCGGACAGCCACUCCCUUGGAAGACAUUUUUAAGUCGCUAUUCUGCUUGCCUUGCUUGUUGUGCCUGCGGUGCAUGAGAGACACAUGCGUUUCAGAAGAAAAGAUGAUCAGAGAUCCAAGGAGGCUAUAUGCACCUGGUCGCCUCUAUCACAUUGUUGAGAGAAAACCUUUCAGAUGUGGAAGGUUCCCUCCAGUUGUGAGGACAGCAGUACCAGUGGAUGGGAGAUUUGAGCACAUAGUUCUCUCAUGUAAUGCCACUUCCGACCAUGCCAUCAUUUGGAUAGAGAGAGAAGCCCAAAGGGCUCUGAAUUUAAUGCUAGAGAAGGAUCCCAGCAUGGAGAUUCCACCGAAGCAAAAGAUGGAGCGGCAGCAAACUUUAGCCAAAGAACACAGCGAAGAGUACAGGGCCGCACUACAGAGAGCCGUUACAUUGGCUGUGCCUCAUGCAUUUUCACCCUCUCAAUAUGGCACGUUCGAUGAUGCUGAGGAAGGGGAACAUUCGGACAAGUCAAGUUCAUCAGGAUCAUCGAAGAGAAGCUCCAAAAGAGAAACCUGGGAUGAACUGUUCGAGCGCCAUUUCGACAAGGAUGAAUCAGGCCAUAUGUUGCUGAGGAAAUCUACCAGUGCGGACUGAUGUCGCCUGUAGAGGGUACAUUUUAUGAGGAAGUGUGAUGAACGCCAUUUGUUGAUUUCUUCGUUGUUCACCAUUUUCUUCCCCUUCUCCAGUUGGAUUAAGUUAUGUUUUGUAUGAUGUCAAAUACAGCUCAAGCCCUAUAGAGAGAGAUAUGUGACUUCCGAGUUAAUAAGAUGUAGCAAAAUUUUAGACAAAGAUGUUGGGAAUUUUAGCAAUGCCAUUAAAAAGGCAAUCAUGACAUGAA